Eremothecium sinecaudum is the source of this 1080-nucleotide messenger RNA. RefSeq names its product pyruvate dehydrogenase (acetyl-transferring) subunit E1 beta (gene PDB1). Gene Ontology annotation, molecular function: pyruvate dehydrogenase (acetyl-transferring) activity. The transcript has a single exon. Bases 1 to 1080 code for a protein of 359 amino acids. NCBI's taxonomy places the organism in Eukaryota, Fungi, Ascomycota, Saccharomycetes, Saccharomycetales, Saccharomycetaceae. The record is from RefSeq and is a predicted model, not a curated record. Gene Ontology annotation, biological process: pyruvate decarboxylation to acetyl-CoA.
AUGAACUCUAGAUUUGCAAUUGCAUCUAAUCUAGCGAGAUCUUUACGCCAUGCUGCUCAAUUGCAAUGUAGGAGGUACGCUUCUUCUAAAACAAUGACUGUCAGAGAUGCUUUGAACAGUGCUAUGGCUGAAGAAAUGGACCGUGACGAGGACGUUUUCAUUAUUGGUGAAGAAGUGGCUCAAUACAAUGGUGCUUACAAGGUUACCAAGGGCUUAUUGGACCGGUUUGGUGAAAGAAGAGUUGUUGACACUCCUAUCACUGAAAUGGGUUUUGCUGGUUUGGCAGUUGGUGCAGCCUUGAAGGGAUUGAAGCCAAUUGUUGAAUUUAUGUCUUUUAACUUCUCUAUGCAGGCGAUUGACCAGGUUGUGAACUCUGCUGCUAAGACUUACUAUAUGUCUGGUGGUACUCAAACCUGUCAAAUGGUUUUCAGAGGUCCAAAUGGUUCCGCUGUUGGUGUUGCUGCCCAGCACUCCCAAGACUACACUGCAUGGUACGGUUCUGUUCCAGGGUUGAAAGUCUUAGCUCCCUACUCUGCAGAGGAUGCUAGAGGUCUACUAAAGGCUGCUAUCAGAGAUCCUAACCCAGUUGUUUUCUUGGAGCAUGAAUUAUUAUACGGAGAAUCUUUUGAGAUGUCCGAAGAAGCAUUAUCAACUGACUUUACCUUGCCAUACACCGCUAAAAUUGAAAGAGAAGGUGCUGAUAUUUCCAUCAUCACCUACUCCAGAAACGUUCAAUUCUCUCUAGCAGCUGCUGAGAUCUUGGACAAGCAGUACGGUAUCUCCGCUGAAGUGUUAAACUUGAGAUCUAUCAGACCUCUAGAUGUUGAUGCUAUCAUUAAGACUGUCAAGAAGACCAACCACUUGAUUACUGUUGAGUCAACAUUCCCAGCUUUCGGUGUCGGUUCCGAAAUUAUAGCGCAAAUUAUGGAAACUGAAGCCUUUGACUACUUGGACGCUCCAGUCCAAAGAGUUACUGGUGCUGAUGUCCCAACUCCAUAUGCCAAGGAAUUAGAAGACUUUGCUUUCCCAGAUCCAGACACCAUUGUCAGGGCCGCCAGAAAAGUUUUGUCUGCUGAAUAA